This is a messenger RNA of Camelina sativa (false flax), 903 nucleotides long. RefSeq names its product vacuolar iron transporter homolog 3. Gene Ontology annotation, molecular function: manganese ion transmembrane transporter activity. Gene Ontology annotation, biological process: intracellular manganese ion homeostasis. The record is from RefSeq and is a predicted model, not a curated record. NCBI's taxonomy places the organism in Eukaryota, Viridiplantae, Streptophyta, Magnoliopsida, Brassicales, Brassicaceae.
UCCGUAAGAAUUAUUAUACUCAAUUACAAAAUCUCUCCAUAAAUAGAGCUCAACGUAGGCGUGUGUUCUCCACACUUCACAGAUAUUCCUCACUUCCAUUUUAACUCUUUCUAAUUAAUCUAACGAAGAUCCAAACCAUGGAAUCUCACAACACCUUGAACCUUGACAUGGAGAAAGAUCAAGAAAAGGCUUUCGACUACUCCAAACGAGCUCAAUGGCUACGAGCCGCCGUUCUUGGUGCAAACGACGGUCUUGUCUCGACGGCUUCACUUAUGAUGGGUGUUGGUGCGGUGAAGCAAGACGUCAAAAUCAUGAUCUUAACCGGUUUUGCCGGUUUAGUGGCCGGAGCUUGUAGCAUGGCGAUCGGAGAGUUUGUCUCCGUUUACUCUCAGUACGACAUAGAGAAGGCUCAGAUGAAGAGAGAGAGCGGAGGAGGAGGAGAGGUAGAGAAAGAGAAGCUUCCUAGCCCGACGCAAGCGGCUGCGGCGUCAGCGUUAGCGUUUUCUCUCGGGGCGGUUGUGCCGUUGUUGGGGGCUGCGUUUGUGAAAGAGUACAAAGUGAGGAUUGGUGUGAUAGUAGCGGCGGUUACGUUGGCGUUAGUGAUGUUCGGAUGGUUAGGAGCGGUUUUGGGGAAAGCACCGGUGAUUAAGUCGUCGCUUAGGGUUUUGAUUGGUGGAUGGUUAGCUAUGGCCAUUACCUUUGGUUUUACAAAACUCAUUGGGUCGCGUGGCCAUAUGUAUGCGUAACUGUGUGUGUUUACAGACAUGCAUGUGUGACCAAAUGCUUCUUCAUGUUUCUAUGUUACAUGCUUGAAGUCAAUAAACUGUUAGAAAACAAAAAAUGUCUAGUGUUAAUCUCUAGAUGAUUUCCCUUUACAAUCUAAUAAAUUUACAAAUAUAGUUA